AUGGGGGAGGUGAUAAUAAAGCAAGGUUUCCUGUACUUUCAACAACAGCAGACUUUUGGGAAGAAGUGGCGGCGAUUCUGGGCUGUACUGUAUGGAGAGUCCAGUUGUUCCUUAGCCCGGCUGGAGCUUCAGGAGGGCCCUGAGAAACCCCGUCGGGGGGAGGCUGCCCGACGAGUCAUCCGCCUCAGUGACUGUUUGCGGGCAGCUGAGGCUGGAGGGGAGGCUGGCAGCCCCAAGGACACCAGCCCCUUCCUGUUGGAGACCACCGAGCGCUUAUGCCUUCUAGCCGCCCCGACCCUUGAGCGCGGUGACUGGCUCCAAGCCAUUUGCCACCUGGCUUUUCCGUUGCAGAGAAUAGAACGGAGGGAGCCAAUAGGGCAGGAAGACUCCACUUCAAAGCAGCAUGACUUACCAUGCAUGGAAGAGAAUGUCUUGUAUAGCUCUACACCCUCAGUGACCCCAAAGAAGGAUUUUGUUGUGACUGUGAGACCUACAGAAGCAAGUGAACGGUGCCAACUUCAGGGGUCUUAUAAACUUCGGGCAGGAGAGAGUGCCCUCGAACUUUGGGGUGGCUCUGAACCAGGAACUAUAUUGUUUACCUGGCCCUAUAGAUUUCUUCGACGAUUUGGGAGAGAUAAGGUCACGUUUUCCUUUGAGGCUGGCCGUCGAUGUGCCUCAGGGGAAGGGAACUUCGAGUUUGAAACUCGUAAGGGCAAUGAGAUCUUUCUGGCUCUGGAGGAUGCAAUUUCUGCCCAGAAGAACUCUGCCUCUUCUGGAACCUCUGCUCAACCAACUGUAGUAUCAUCAUCCUUACCAGUACUUGAAAGCCCAUAUUCCAGGCCUCAUGACUCCCUCCCCCCACCAUCCCCAACCAUUCCUCCUUCCCGAUAUUCCAGAGCCCCAGAGGGUGAGUAUGCUGUACCCUUUGAUUCAGUGGCUAGGUCCCUAUUGGGGAAUAGCCCGAGGGAAGUACUGCCCACCCCUCCGAAGCCCAGAGUGGACCCACUCUAUGACUGCAUUGAGGAGCAGCUCCUGCAUCACCCCGAUCACAUCUAUGAUGAACCAGAGGGAGUGGCUGCCUUAUCCCUGUAUGACAGCCCCCAGGAGCCCCAGGGGGAGGCCUGGAGGACACAGGCCAAAGCUGAUGAUGAUCACAGGAGACCCUACAAAGGUGGCCUUGGGGACUUCUUGGGGGCUACUCUGUCUGGCUGGUCUGAGGGAGCUGAAUAUGACAAUGUGGUCCUCAAAAGGGGGUCAAAGUGA
Messenger RNA from Gracilinanus agilis (Agile Gracile Mouse Opossum), 1263 nucleotides. RefSeq names its product docking protein 2 (gene DOK2). The transcript has 5 exons. Bases 1 to 1263 code for a protein of 420 amino acids. Lineage: Eukaryota; Metazoa; Chordata; Mammalia; Didelphimorphia; Didelphidae. Gene Ontology annotation, biological process: positive regulation of MAPK cascade; cell surface receptor protein tyrosine kinase signaling pathway. The record is from RefSeq and is a predicted model, not a curated record. Gene Ontology annotation, cellular component: cytoplasm.